CCUUUCAGAUCUUUAAAAGCUGCUGCUCUGUGCGUUUCUCAGGAUCGUGUCCUCUGGCACUCUGGCUGAACGAAGCACCGAGCAAGGAGAAAAGAGAAGCAGAUCUCCAGAAAUAGCAUCGGCCAAGGAAGGAGCACGCACGAACGGGCGAAGGAGCACGGAGUCCCACAGCGCAAAGAUGCCUUUGCUCUUGAACUUGACAGCCGCUGUCCUGUUGCUCAUCACUCACUGUGGAUCCUGGAGUCUGGCCAGUCGCUUGGGUCCCCAUAAGAUCUGCCCAUCCUGCAAAGACUCCCGAGCUUCUCGGGACCCUGCUGGGGCAGCCAACACAGCUGUGCUGGCUUUAGGGGAGCCAUGCGGGGUUUACACGCUGAGCUGUGCCAAGGGCCUGCGCUGCAUGCCUCCUCCACGCGACCACAGCCCGCUCCAGGCUCUGCUGCAGGGCCGAGGCGUAUGCACCAAGCAGAUCAGGACGAGUCCCACCGAAAAACCCCACACUGCAGGUCCACAUCCUUCCCACAGCGGCGAAAUCGAAAAGGCUCCGUGCCGGAAGCUGCUCAACGCCGUGCUGCGUGGCCUUGAGCUCACUGUUUUCCAGUCUGAUCGUGAUAUCUACAUCCCCAACUGUGACACUCGUGGCUUCUACAGGAAAAAGCAGUGUCGGUCUUCUAAAGGCAUGCAACGCGGCCACUGUUGGUGCGUGGAUGAAUUAGGCAUCACCAUACCAUCCGACGCUGGCGAAGACGGCGCUUUACCGUGUGACGGAGAGUGAGACGGGGCACGCGGUGCCACAAUUCUGAGCCAGGAGGAAGAAGAGGAAGAGGAGGGGAGGGGCGUAAGGGAGACGGGAGGACAAGCCGCUCGUGCUAGACACUACCUGGCCAGGAGACACCAGGGGAAAACCACUCAACAUGGGAAACACAUGCUCUUCGCUCAAACACUCCAUCCAACGCACCAACUGAAGGUUCACGUCACUGCCAUACCCCUCUGCAGGUCCUGCAGUGUGUAAGCACAGAGCCAACGAGACACUCCAUCACUCCACCUCUGGUAGAACACCUCGAAACAAGACUCUACACCCUGGCCACUUAGUAGCGUCCAUUUUUCUGUGAUAGCCAUCACUGCCUGUGUCUUGUGUAUCUCUGAGUAGGCCGUAAAUACUGUUAAAGCGGGCGUGGGCGCCAUUUUUCUCUCCGCCUCCCCUGCCAUCCCCUCUCCCUCUCUCCAAAGAUACACUGACUAAAUUAAUAAGUACGAAAGCAAAUUAUGCCUUUACAUUUAAUUUAUUCCGGAGUAUUAUUGUAUUCCCUUGGAGACGUUCAUGUAUUUCAUGUAACCAAGACAUCAACAUUGCUGUACAUGCACAUGAUUUGGGAAAACAUUUAGUCCUUUCUGUUUUGACAGUCCGAACGUUACUAUACACAUCGUUUGUACAUAAAUCCACUUUUUUUUUUUUGGUGGCUGCCAUUGGGUGAUAGGUUCUUGAAAGCUGACGGCUAUUACUCUAUCUGAAAAGGCAUAUUUUUAUAUACUUCAAUACAAUAUUUUAUAUAUAGAUUGAUGCUUUAUUUAAGGAACUACAAUACCAUGUAUUUUUAUAUUGUCAACAUUGUUUUUUUUUUCAUUGUCAAGUUUAAUUUCAUGAUGAACGUGAACACCAGGCUUUGAUGGCACAUUUUAGGAAUAAAAAAAAAAAAACCCACACCUUGCAGAAAUAUUGUACUACGAUACAUGUUUGAGCAAUUAUUCUCUCAUUUCCUGAUCUGUAAUAUUUACGUUGAUCAUUCAGAAUUGGUAUAUAUUACAAUUGUCAUUCAAAAACAAAAAACAAACAAAAAAAAAAACCACAUGGAUAUCUAUUUUCUCUCUCCAAAAUGCAUAGAGGAAAAAAAUGUUGAAAAUGCACAAAUCUUCAUACUUCUCUUGUUGUAUUGGUGUGUGUGCCAGUGCCAGUGAUCGCAGAAGGCUCUGCAAAGCCGUAAAAGUACAAGAACUUUCAGAAAAUAAAGAACAAACAGCUAUAUUACUAUGAUAA
Neoarius graeffei (lesser salmon catfish) is the source of this 2032-nucleotide messenger RNA. It is a transcript of the gene igfbp6b, whose product is annotated as insulin-like growth factor binding protein 6b. Gene Ontology annotation, cellular component: extracellular region. Lineage: Eukaryota; Metazoa; Chordata; Actinopteri; Siluriformes; Ariidae. Gene Ontology annotation, biological process: regulation of insulin-like growth factor receptor signaling pathway. The coding region runs from base 179 to 772 and encodes 197 amino acids. Gene Ontology annotation, molecular function: insulin-like growth factor II binding; insulin-like growth factor I binding; fibronectin binding. The record is from RefSeq and is a predicted model, not a curated record. The transcript is spliced from 4 exons.